Messenger RNA from Cryphonectria parasitica EP155, 1977 nucleotides. RefSeq lists its product as uncharacterized. Gene Ontology annotation, biological process: rRNA processing. The transcript is spliced from 2 exons. NCBI's taxonomy places the organism in Eukaryota, Fungi, Ascomycota, Sordariomycetes, Diaporthales, Cryphonectriaceae. The coding region runs from base 1 to 1977 and encodes 658 amino acids. Gene Ontology annotation, cellular component: Mpp10 complex; small-subunit processome; nucleus. The record is from RefSeq and is a predicted model, not a curated record.
AUGCUUGCCUUCCUCGAUGCCCUCCGGGCCGAGAACAGACAUACUUUCCUCCAGCCGCCCGCCUCCGUGUCUACGGCGGGGCUACACUGGGCCAAGCAUGCGCUGGACGCGUUUGCGGGCCAGGUAGGCGACGAACAGGCGGCGAGGAGGCUGAGGGAGAAGAAAAGGAAGAGGGAGGCCGGUAGCGGCAGUGGGGAUGUGCUCAAGAUACGGCGGCUGCACGUGGAGGGCUUCGAGACGGGCCAGGUGUGGCAGCAGGCUAGAAGAAUUAUCCAGUCCGCGCUGCAGGCCUCGAAAGACUUGCUGGCAGAGCUGGAGGAGGAUGGCCAGUUGCUCAAAGAGGGAGACGUGAUCGACGACGUGGAUGGACAUCUCAAGAGGGGGCGGUACGAUGAGAAUGCGUCCGACGUCAGCUCGCUCAACGGAGGGGAGGAGGAGGGUGACGACGACGACGCUGUCAAUCCGAACGGCUUGAAUGACGGGUUCUUUUCGAUAGACGACUUCAACAAGCAGUCCCAGUGGUUUGAGGAACAGGACUACAAGGCCGACCCACAUACAGAUCAGGCAAGCGAGGAUGAAGACAUCAACUGGCACGGGGACCCCUUCUCGGAGCCCCAGGGCAAACUAAAGGGCAGAAAAUCCAAUGACGACGAGGAGGAAGAUGGUCUGUCAGGUCUUGAGGACGAAGGGGAUGAUGAUGAUGACGAAGCCGGUCCAACUUUUGGCGACAUGGACCUCGACGCUCCAGAGGGCGCGAGCGACGAUGAGGCGGGCAACUUGGCGGACGGGCUUGAGGGAGACAUGGGCAUGGAUCUUACCGCCAAUGACAUAUUCUACAAGGACUUUUUUGCGCCUCCGCCCAAGAAAGCCAAGAAAGGCGAGAAGCCUAGAAAGUCUCAGCCACAGCGACAAGCAGCGCCUGAUGACCAGGACAUAGAGAGGGCCAUGGGCGACGUGCGGCGCGAUCUCUUCGAGGACAUGUCAGAACACUCUGAUGAGGAGGAUGCGCUCUCAGACGUCUCCGCAGGAGACCCCAAGUCCCGCAGAUCGGCCCAUGAGAGACGACAGGCUAAACUGGCCGAGGAGAUCAGCAGGAUGGAGUCUGAGCUCGUGGCCAAGCGGGCAUGGACGCUUUCCGGCGAGGCAUCAGCUGCCAGCCGGCCGAUGAACUCUCUCCUGGAAGAAGACCUCGACUUUGAGCACGCGGGCAAGCCGAUCACGGUCGUCACCGAGGAGGUCAGCGAAGAGAUUGAAGACCUCGUCAAGCGCCGCAUUAUUGCCGGCGAGUUCGACGAGGUCGUCAAGCGACGGCCUAACGCCGACGUGCCUGCCGACGUGCGCCGUGGCCUGAUCGAGCUGGACGACUCCAAGGCGAAGCAGAGCCUCGCAGAGAUCUACGAGGAGGAGCAUGUCAAGAACGCCAACCCAGACUCGUACGUCAGUGCCAAGGACGAGAAGAUGCGCCGAGAAGAGAAGGAGAUCGAGAAUAUGUGGAAAGAUGUCUCUUCGAAACUCGACGCCCUCAGCAGCUGGCACUACAAGCCCAAGCCGGCCGCGCCGUCCCUGACCGUCGUGGCUGACGUGGCCACGGUCACGAUGGAGGACGCACAGCCCACCACGGCCCAGGGCGUCAGCGGUGGUGAGAGCAUGAUCGCCCCGCAGGAGGUAUAUGCACCAGGCAAGGAUGACAAGGCGGACAAGAGCGAGGUGGUGGCCAAGAGCGGGCUGCCGGUCGCAAGACAAGAGAUGAGCCGUGAAGACAAGCUGCGCAGGCGGAGAAGAGAGAAGGAGAGGAUCAGGAAGGCCGGCGGUGAGACUACAAAGUUGUCCAAGAAGGCGCAGGAGAAGAAGGAUACCAUGGCGGACCUGAAGAAGGGCGGCGUCAAGGUGAUCAACAAGAAGGGCGAGGUGUUGGACAUGGAAGGCAAUAAGUCACAGGAGGCGAGGGCCUCGACCAGUAUCAGCUUCAAGCUCUAG